GACGCUGCGCGGUAAACUCCUGGGAACCACCCAUGGGGUGACGUCACUGGGCUCUGACAAGCUGGUUGUGCCGGAAGAAAAGAUGGCGGAUCAUGAGGAGCAGCUACCCGAUGAGGAAAAGGUACGCAUAGCAGCUAACUUUGUCAUCCAUGCUCCGCCAGGCGAGUUCAACGAAGUUUUCAAUGAUGUGCGAUUGCUGCUCAACAAUGACAAUCUUCUCAGGGAGGGUGCAGCUCACGCGUUUGCACAAUACAACUUGGACCAGUUCACUCCUGUGAAAAUCGAGGGUUAUGAAGAACAGGUCUUAAUCACAGAGCAUGGUGACCUGGGUAACGGACGGGUGUUGGACCCCAAGAACAAGAUCUCUUUCAAGUUUGACCACCUAAGAAAAGAGGCCAGCGACCCGAGACCCCACGAUGUGGACAGCUCCAUGGAAGGCUGGAGGAGUGCUGUGGACUCGUCUGUGAGGGCCUAUGUCAAGGAGCACUACCCCAGUGGAGUGUGCACUAUUUACGGGAAAACUAUCGAUGGACAUCAAACCAUCAUCGUGUGCAUCGAGUGCCAUCAGUUUCAACCCAAAAACUUCUGGAAUGGACGCUGGAGGUCAGAAUGGAAGUUCACCAUCUCCCCCUCCACCACCCAAGUGGCAGGAAUCAUGAAAAUCCAGGUUCAUUACUAUGAGGAUGGGAAUGUUCAGCUGGUGAGCCACAAAGAGGUUCAGGAAUCCAUGUCGAUCUCUAAUGAAGCUUCAACCGCUAAAGAGUUUGUGAAGAUCAUGGAAGCUGCAGAGAACGAUUAUCAGACCGCCAUCAACGAGAAUUACCAGACCAUGUCGGACACUACCUUCAAAGCCUUACGCCGCCAGCUUCCUGUGACUCGCACCAAGAUCGACUGGAACAAGAUCCUGAGCUACAAGAUCGGCAAAGAGAUGCAGAAUGCUUAACCAGCAGAGAAGACAACAGACAAGCCCCGCCCCCCCGAGCCCCAUCCCCCCCAAACAAUGUUGCAUGACUGGAUAGUUGUUUUGUCUUUGUACAAAAAUUAGACGAAAUGGGAGCAAAGAAGAGUUUGGUCUCUGAACAUGAUGUCGCAUCACAGAUUGAAUGGCACAGACCCCACAAUGAUUGGAUUCAUCACAGUUACGAUGAUACAACUAGAGGAACAUUGACAGACAUAGGAAAGGGAGCAGACACUUGUAUGCAAAAACACCCUGAAGAAAAUACAGUAUCACGUGUGCAAUAUUUCUUGUGUCAGUGAGACCAGACCUCGACUUUGUCCUGAUGAGACACGGUUUUAAUUUGACAUUUUUGAAAAACAGUUAUUUCACCUCCUUUUCAAACAAUAAUGAAAAGCUCCACAUCACUCCUAUUGUUCCGUAGAGACACUUACAAGGAAAAGGGGUAGACAGGUUUCAUCAUCACUGACAGCCACAAAACCUUCUGGUUCUUUCGUUUUGGUACUUCCCCCCCUCAUCUGUCCUGGAUCUGGAUGUGAGAUCUGCAGCUCUCAGUGCUCCUGGUGAUUUGCCUUUUUUUCUUUUGGUUUGACUUGUCUGAGCUCUCACUCAGUGCAGAGUCCUGUGACCACAUAACAAGCUUCAUUAACAAGUCAGAAGUUGCUAAAUGUGCAUAAUGUGCGAUUUACAAUAAAAUCGAGAAGCAUCACCAUUCUCCUCCAGUGCUUAUUUUUAUUAAAAACAAAUCCUGACUGUAUUAUAUAACAAGUCACAUUGUAAUAUAUAUACAUGUAUGAAACAUCCUGUCAGUUUGGUGAUUUAUUUCCAUAAAAAUUGUAAUUCAGUCACAGUUAUGUUGCAUUAAAUGACAAAUUUUGUA
Molecule: messenger RNA, 1835 nt
Organism: Oryzias latipes (Japanese medaka)
Lineage: Eukaryota; Metazoa; Chordata; Actinopteri; Beloniformes; Adrianichthyidae
Product: capping actin protein of muscle Z-line subunit alpha 2
Biological process (GO): barbed-end actin filament capping; actin cytoskeleton organization
Cellular component (GO): cortical cytoskeleton; F-actin capping protein complex
Molecular function (GO): actin filament binding
Source: RefSeq, a predicted model, not a curated record